UGCUAUAUAUAGCAAUCAUCUCUCGGUUAAAUAUCCAACUUCCAACAGAGUACCUUCUAAGUCUAUAUAUAUAUCUUCAUUCUCCACUUCAUAACACUCAAUCCAAGUGAGUGAUGAUGGGGAGAACUCCAUGCAGUGAUGAAAAUGGUUUGAAGAAGGGGCCUUGGACCCCAGAAGAGGAUAGAAUAUUGGUGGAUUAUAUUCAGAAACAUGGGCAUGGGAGUUGGAGAGCACUUCCAAAACAUGCAGGGUUGAACAGGUGUGGGAAGAGUUGCAGGCUAAGAUGGACUAACUAUUUGAGGCCUGAUAUCAAAAGAGGAAAAUUCUCUGAGGAAGAAGAGCAACUCAUCAUCAAUUUACAUGCAGUUCUUGGGAAUAAGUGGUCUGCUAUAGCAGGUCAUCUGCCAGGUAGGACUGAUAAUGAAAUUAAGAAUUUCUGGAACACUCAUUUAAAGAAAAAGCUUCUGCAAAUGGGGUUAGAUCCGGUGACUCAUCGUCCAAGAUCAGAUCACCUUAAUCUUCUAUCCAAUCUCCAACAAUUGCUUGCUGCUACAAACAUUGUGAGUAAUCUCACAAACACUUGGGACACUAAUAAUGCUCUAAGGCUACAAUCAGAUGCCACACAACUAGCCAAACUCCAAUUGCUGCAGAACAUACUUCAUGUCCUUGGGGACACUACUCCUACUUCAAACUUGGACCUACUCAAUCCAUUUGGACCAUCAUCAUCUUCACUGCCAGAUGGUUUUCUAAAUGAAGUUUUAGGAUUGAAUCAGUCUAAGCUUCAAAACCUUUAUAAUGGCUAUUCAGCUCAGAAUCAGCCAAAUCUCCAAAGCUUUGAACCCCCUCAUCAGCAGCAAGUUCUACCAACUGGGAAUCAGCAUAUGGAUGGAGGAAGCAUUGAUAGUAGUUGCAUGAAACCUGAAAAGGGUGAUGAACAACUUGAUGUCCCUUAUUCUUCUUCAACACCGUUCAAUUCUCUUCCAAAUCUAGUUUCAGCUUCACCUGAAUGUUCCACUCAUGUACUCAUGCAAAUGGAAAACAAGGUAAUGCCAAAUGAGUGCUCCGACCCUUCUUCUUCCACUUCAACCAACUUUGAAAUGUGGGGAGAUUUCAUGUAUGAGGAAGUAAGCGAUGCUUAUUGGAAAGAUCUCAUAGACAAAGAGACUAAUUAACCAGUAACUAGCCGUAGUCGACAGUUUCUUUUAAAGACAACGGCAUUCAAGGUUUAUCAUUGCGAUGACAGGAAUUAUCAUUGAUCUCUAGGAUCAACACAUAAUGUUUCAUUUAGAAUAGUUAAUUGGUUGGUUCGUGUGUAUUUGAAGAUGGAUUAAAUUUUGGAUUCAAUCUUUAUAUAUAUAAGCUUCCAUUGUAUAGACGAACCAUGCAACAUUGAGAUUGUACAGAAUAAUUCAAAUCCUCUCUUUUCA
This is a messenger RNA of Glycine soja, 1427 nucleotides long. Its product is annotated as transcription factor MYB53-like. NCBI's taxonomy places the organism in Eukaryota, Viridiplantae, Streptophyta, Magnoliopsida, Fabales, Fabaceae. The coding region runs from base 114 to 1172 and encodes 352 amino acids. The record is from RefSeq and is a predicted model, not a curated record. The transcript has 4 exons.